AUGUCACGGCAGGUGUCCGGCAUGUCACCGCAUGUCACGGUGUUUGUGGUGGUUGCACAAAAGUACCUUCAGUAGGCUCAUGCGUCUGUUCAUUGGCUGGCUCGUGUGAUUUUCUCGUCGUACAGAAGAACGGGGGGCGGUCCAUCAUCACCAGCUAGAGAGGGGGGUGUUAUCCAUCAUCAUUCGCUAGAGGGUGGUGUCCAUCAUCAGCUAGCGAGGGGGGUGGUAUCCAUCGUCACCAGCUAUAGAGGGGGGGGGUGCUAUCCAUCGUCAUCAGCUAGAGAGGAAAAAAAAACGUUAAAAAAUGAGGAGUGGCCAAAAUCGGGUACACCCGGCCCCAAUCCGGCCAUUAUCGGGUACACUUGUUUUUCAUAGUAGUCGGCAGCGCCCUCCUGGCGCCAUCUGAUUGGCCGACGCCCGCCCCUACCCGGCCCUGGCCCUAUUCCCACCGGGUGCACCCGAUUUUGGCUACUCACUCCCCGGAGGGGUACCCGAUCUUACUCUCGCCUACCCGAAAAUGGCUGGGCUAUUCGACCAACAGACCAACAGCAGACCACGCUCACGAACACACGUCACCAACACCCCGCACUCGAGUUCCGACGCUUCCGACGGCGGGCGGAGGCGAACCUAACGCGGCUAACGCGGCGGAACUCUCGUUUGAAGUGGAUGUCUCUCCUGCAAGCCUCCUCCUGCAACCCACCGCCGACGGCGGAACUCUCUCGGUUCUCGUUUCGUAUCGGAGAGGGAGGAGAGAGAGGGCCAGGCGGGCGGCGGUGGAUGGAUACCUCUCAAUACCUCACGUGAUCACUUGAGCUGCACACAAACACAUGACUCAGCUCAGAUAUGUCCACGGAAACAUCAGGCACAGAAGCAUCAGGGUGUCGCUUUCGUCUGGAAAACAUGUAUAGACACAUCAAGACCGGAGAUGUAUGGCAUGUUGUUGUGUACGCAGAGGUCGUUCGUACACAGCAAUGCAGCAGCAGUAAG
Molecule: messenger RNA, 987 nt
Organism: Ectocarpus sp. CCAP 1310/34
Lineage: Eukaryota; Phaeophyceae; Ectocarpales; Ectocarpaceae
Source: the annotation of a GenBank genome assembly